Iphiclides podalirius (scarce swallowtail) is the source of this 1044-nucleotide messenger RNA. The record is from the annotation of a GenBank genome assembly. NCBI's taxonomy places the organism in Eukaryota, Metazoa, Arthropoda, Insecta, Lepidoptera, Papilionidae.
AUGCUCAUAGUAUUAGCAGUUGUUACCAAAGAAUCCGUGCCCUGUCUGCGUGAAGAUGGGACUAUGGGUGAAAAAAUUAUUUGCAAGAACGAGUAUGGUGAGAGAAUCAUAUGCCCGUCCAGUAAUGAAGAUGAUGAAAACAACAUGAUAGAAGUUUGGUCAUUAAAAGCAAUAAGUGAACUUAUCCAUCAAACGGAAAUGGCAACCCCACACUAUGCUGAUCUUGGCAAGAAGGCCAAUGAUGUCUUCAGCAAAGGCUACCACUUUGGUGUCUUUAAACUUGACCUGAAGACGAAGAGUGAAUCCGGUGUUGAAUUCAGCAGUGGCAUCACCUCCAACCAAGAGAGUGGCAAGGUAUUUGGCAGCCUUUCAUCAAAGUAUGCAGUGAAGGAUUAUGGUUUAACAUUCACGGAAAAAUGGAACACCGAUAACACUCUUGCUACUGACAUCACCAUUCAAGACAAAAUUGCCGCUGGUCUUAAGGUUACUCUUGAGGGCACCUUUGCACCACAGACCGGGAGCAAGACAGGCAAACUUAAGACUGCCUUUGCCAAUGAAACAGUGUCUGUUAACACUAACUUGGAUUUGGAUAUGGCUGGACCCAUUGUGGAUGUAGCCGCUGUACUGAAGUACCAAGGCUGGCUGGCUGGUGCCAACUCUCAGUUCGAUACGCAGAAAGGCAAAUUCAGCAAGAACAACUUUGCCUUUGGUUACCAAACCAAUGACUUUGCUCUGCACACCAAUGUUGACAAUGGAAAAGACUUUGGUGGUUCCAUCUACCAAAAAGUGUCCGAUAAGAUUGACUGCGGUGUAAGCAUGAAAUGGACUGCUGGUUCUGCUGAUACACUUUUUGGUGUAGGAGCCAAAUUCGCUCUGGACCAAGAUGCAUCGCUGCAUGCUAAGAUAAACAACAAAUCUCUGAUUGGGCUUGGUUACCAACAGAAGCUGCGUCCUGGUGUGACUCUGACUCUGUCGGCCGCCAUUGAUGGCCAGAACUUUAAUGCCGGUGGCCACAAAGUCGGCAUCGCGUUUGAACUUGAACCG